AUGGCAAGCGUGCCUGUCCGCCCGCCAUUCGAUGUACGCUACAAGAAUGGCAGUGGUCUACCCAGCCCCGACCAGACUUUUGACCUCGAAGCCGCACGAAAGAUGAUACUGGCCAUGGGAAAUAACAAAGAAUUCGUUGCCCAACAGCAACGGGAAUACCAACAUACCACUCUCAUGGCUCCCGGCGUUAUCGGUCCUAGUCACCAUGCAGUAACCAUGUCGCUUUACCAAAGCACCCACAAGAUGAGUCGCAAAUGGCCUACCGGAAGGCCAGUGGUCUAUUAUGUUCACGGCGGUGGGCAAGUAGUCGGGGACCGAUUCUUCGGUGUCGUGGACGCCAUGACGCACUUCUCGCCUGCCGACGAUGUCAUCUUCGUGAGCCCCGAAUACAGGCUGGCACCUGAAUACCCGGCGCCCGCCGGUGCAUUCGACGUGUAUUCAGGACUCGUUUAUCUUGUCUCGCACGCGAAAGAGUUGGGCAUCGAUCCGGCCAGAAUCGUCCUUUACGGGUGCUCAGGCGGUGCAGGCGUCGCGGCAUCAGCAUGCUUGGCCGCGCGUGGACUUGAUGGUCACAAAGUCGCUGCGUUGCUGCUCAACAUACCGAUGCUGGACGAUAGGCACGAGGAAUAUGCGAGUGCAAGCCAAUUCCGCACAGAGACAGUAUGGCCCGGGUGGUCGGAUGAGUGGGCCUGGAAUGCUAUCUUGGGGUCGUCGGAUAGAAACGAUCCUGAUGGCAUAAGGGUUGCUGGUCGCGCUGAAGACCUGUCGAAUCUGCCGCCAACAUUUAUUGACGUUGGUGCCUGUGAAGUUUUCAGAGACGCGGCAGUCAGGUUUGUGACGAGGAUAUGGCAGGUUGGAGGUACCGCAGAGCUACAUGUUUGGCCAGGAGUGUACCAUGGGGCCUCGGGGUUGGAGCCGCACGUUGCUGUUGGGAGAGAUAUGGUGCGUUGUCAACAAAGAUUCCUGCACAGAGUACUGCAGAUGGAUGAGGAAUCAACGACGAACGCCUGA
This is a messenger RNA of Alternaria atra, 1011 nucleotides long. RefSeq lists its product as uncharacterized. The record is from RefSeq and is a predicted model, not a curated record. The transcript has a single exon. Gene Ontology annotation, molecular function: hydrolase activity. Bases 1 to 1011 code for a protein of 336 amino acids. Lineage: Eukaryota; Fungi; Ascomycota; Dothideomycetes; Pleosporales; Pleosporaceae.